This is a messenger RNA of Podarcis muralis (Common wall lizard), 3899 nucleotides long. RefSeq names its product neuronal pentraxin receptor (gene NPTXR). NCBI's taxonomy places the organism in Eukaryota, Metazoa, Chordata, Lepidosauria, Squamata, Lacertidae. The record is from RefSeq and is a predicted model, not a curated record.
GGAGAGGAAGAGUCGAUGACGUCCCCGCUCGCGCUCUCCAAUCAAGAUAUAAUCAACAGCCUUGGUUCAAGUGGCAGAAGGAAGCCGGGGCUUCUCCAGCAGCCGGUCCCCUCUCUCUCUCUCUCUCCAGCUCCCCGGCUCCUCUCUCCCCCACCUCGUGCCGCUUUCCCCUCCCGCCCCUUUUCUCUCUCCCACCCCCGGCUCCCCCCCUCGGGGUGCCGCUUUCUCUUGGCUGGGGUCCCCCUCGAAGCUGCCACCCUGAAGUUUCUGGUGGUGCUCCUGGCCGCAGGGAUGCUGGCUUUCCUUGGUGCAAUCAUUUGCAUCAUCGCGAGCGUCUACCCUGCGGCCGGCGGCAAAGGAGCUCUCCAAGGUGCUGACAAUGGCUCCAACGCCGCGGCCGCGGCCCUGCUGCCCGCCUCGGGCUCGGCCGACAAGACGCUGGGCGCUCUCCAUGGUGCUGGAGAGAGCCCCUACGGGGGCUUCUCGGCGGGGCCCCACGACGCGCUGCUGGACCUGCUGGCCAGCGCCCGGCCGCAGCAGCACCAGCAGCUCUUCAGCCGCUUCCUGUGCACCCCGCUGACCGUCGAGUGCCCGUCGGAGGGGAGCCCGCAGGGGGACAGCCCCGGGGCGGCCGCCGCCAGCGAAGAGCUGCUCUUCCUCCAGAGCACGGCCGAGCAGCUGCGGCUGACGGCGCAGCAGCAGAAAGACCAGAUCCUCAUUGACCAGGAGACCAUCCGGGAGCUGACCACCAAGCUGAGCCGCUGCGAGAACGGCCUUGAACUUAGUUUCCAGGAUAGCCCCUCCGUCUGGGGCGUCCCCAGGCAAGACACCAUGGGCGACCUGCCCUGGGACUCGCCGGCCAUGAUCCAGGAGCUCGAGGAGGCUGUCAGGUCGCUGAAAGACAGGAUCGACAAGAUAGAGCAGGAUAUUCCAGCCCGAAUGAAUGCUACUUCUGCUCCUGUGCCAGCCCAAGAGACAAUCCAUAACAAGAUGGAAGAACUGGAGGAGCAGAUCCUCUCCAAGAUUUUAGCUCUGGAGAAAGACCGGCCAUCUGUCCCCAACAACCACGACUUGCAACAGCAAGAUGUAGAGAAGGAGCUGGAUGCCCUCCAGAACCGGGUCACUGAGCUUGAGCAUGAAACUACAGCCUUCAACAACCCAGAAGCGUUCAAAGUCACCAUCCCCGUACGAAACAACUAUAUGUAUGCGCGGAUGAAGAAGAGCUUGCCUGAGCUUUAUGCUUUCACAGUCUGCAUGUGGCUGAAAUCUAAGGGCCCAGCAGGGGUGGGCACCCCUUUCUCCUACUCAGUACCAGGACAAUCCAAUGAGCUUGUAUUGCUGGAAUGGGGAAAUAACCCCAUGGAGCUGAUAAUCAAUGACAAGGUGGCUCAGCUGCCCAUGAGUCUAAAGUCUGGGAUGUGGCACCACAUCUGCCUGACCUGGAUCACACGCGAUGGCAUAUGGUCAGCAUAUGAAAAUGGGGAGGAGCGUGGGGCCGGUGAUAACCUGGCAUCCUGGCAUCCGGUCAAACCUCAUGGUGUGAUCAUCUUGGGCCAGGAGCAGGAUGCAUUGGGUGGAAGAUUUGAUGCCACUCAGGCCUUCGUUGGUGAAAUUUCUCAGUUCAACAUGUGGGAUCAUGUCCUGACCCCGGCAGAGAUUUUGGGCUUAGCCAACUGCACGGCCCACCUGCGAGGCAACAUCAUCCACUGGGAUGAAAAACUGGUUGAGGUCCAUGGAGGGGCAGCCAAGUGGAGCUUUGACGUCUGUGAGGAGAGGAUGAAGGCGUGAGAGGUCCUUGUCCCUACCAAAGGAGCAUGAAAGCUACUUCCCCUUCCUCCAUUCUACUUAAGGAAUGAGGCAGCACGGGAGAUCUUUAUCCCCAUACAAAAACAUCCUGGAGUCUGAAUUGGUCUGGGGAGAGAGCUGCGUGUGUGAGUGUGUGCAUGUGUGCAAGGGACAGGGAAACCUUCUGAACUUCAAAGAAAAUUGUGACACUGUGUUUUUUCAUUGUUUCAGUAAAACUCUUUCUGAUUCAUACCGUGAGUGGCAAGGCCCUCCAAAAAGACGGCCUGUGUGUGUGUGUGUGUGUGUGUGUGUGUGUGUGUGUUAAGGAGCGGUAGGCCAUAUCCCAACAACAGUGUGAUGAAGGCCAGGGGCUGGUGUUGUGAAUGGGAAACUGUUGGUGGAACUGGUAUUGCCAACAUUGCUCCCCCCCUUCCCAUUUUGCUGGUGCCAUCAUUGAUUUGAUAAGGGGGUUCUGAUAAGCAGGAUUCUGAAGGCUUUAAAAUUUGCUUGGUAGUGGCGGUAUUUGCCCAUGAGAAGCCAUUGAUUGUCUUGGAAUACACAAGCCAAUAUUCCUUUAGUCUUUGCAUGCAACCACCAGGAAGUUCCACUGACUUUUUUGCCUUCUGGCCUCUGAUCUCUAGCCUUCACUAGUAAGGCAGCCCUUUGCCAACAGAUUCCUUCAUUCAACAAAGGCCUAAAUUCUAGGUUCGGGUUCUCUUCUCCUUACGAUAAUCCAACAUUCCACCCCAGAUACGAAGCCAUUUGAAAUGCUGUGUGGUUUGCACAGUUCUGUUCAUUUUUAAUGGGACUUAAGAUUCCAAAUUCUUUUAACAGCUUUUUCUUUUUUUAAAAAAAGAAUCCAUUGUUUUAUACUUUAUUAUAGCUUUUAAAGAGGCAACGCAUAAGUGGCAACCAGAAAAUUCUGACUUUCCUACCUAACCCUUUAUCUACGGGAGCUGCUCUUCCCAUCUCUUCCCUUCCUCUAAGGGCUGAUUCGCACAUGCAUGUUCUUUUACUUGAUUUCUUGUCACUUGACGGUGUUAUCACUUGAUGACUCGCAGCUGAUCAUGUGAAUGGCUUCCAUUCAAAAGCAUGGUGUUGGAAGAGAUGUGUGAUAUGAUAGGGAAGUCUCACUGUCUUUUUGAUCUGUGAUGACUGCUCUACCCAGGCAAGUCACUAUUAUUUGGCGAUGAAGGCCACAUGCACACCAUACAUUUAAAACAGCCACGGCUCCCCCCAAACUACAGCUCCCAGAAUUCUUUUGCGGGAAGGCAUGACUAUUUAAAGUGGCAUCACAGUCCUUUAAAUGUAUAGUGUCAAUGUGGCCGUAAUAAUCAAACAAUGGACUUGCAUGCACGAAUGAGCUCUAAUGCUACACAGCUUCUUAAUGGAUUAGGCAACACAAAAUUGUAUGAGCAGGUCGACUCUCCUGCUGCUGACCCCUUGUAGAUUGCUUCCAACAGUUAUAAGCCUUCUGGUAAAUGAGAAGAAGAACAGCCAACAGGUCACAGCAGGAUCACUUCCUGACAAUCCAAUGUCCCUGCUCAAGAAAGGAACCAUAAAGACUCCUCCUCGCUGUGAAAGCAGAGGCUAGAUGGCCAGUUGCUGGGUGUGCUCUACUUUAGGAUUUUCUGUGUUGAGCAGAGGUUUCAAUUAGAUCCAGGCUGCUGGACCUUAGGCAGAGAAAGAGAGAGAUAAGUGGUGGCAGAAAACGAGAGAAAAGGAGUAGCAGAAUAAGAGAGGAAAGUAUCAAACCAGAAGAAUGAUCAGCAUCUACGUUUUGGCUUUCUAGAUAUUAGUUUAGAUGCUCAUGACAUACUUUCUCCAAUGCUUGCGGUGCAUUGACUUAAAGCACUCAAAUGGGGAAUGAGUAGUAGAGACUAGACAAGAGCUUUCCAAACUGUGCGUUGCGACACAUUAGUGUGUCGGCUGCAGUGUGCAGGUGUGUCACGCAACCGCUCCCUCCACUCCUCCCGGGGCUGGAAAGGGGUUAGUUAAACCUCUAAUUUGCUGGUAAAACUGAACUACUGUGUUGCGAAACGAUGCAUGUCUAAAAAGUGUGUCACCAACAUGAAAAGUCUGGAAAGCUCUGGACUAGACAUUGCUCAAUUAUU